Homalodisca vitripennis (glassy-winged sharpshooter) is the source of this 1761-nucleotide messenger RNA. RefSeq lists its product as uncharacterized. The record is from RefSeq and is a predicted model, not a curated record. Bases 1 to 1260 code for a protein of 419 amino acids. The transcript is spliced from 8 exons. NCBI's taxonomy places the organism in Eukaryota, Metazoa, Arthropoda, Insecta, Hemiptera, Cicadellidae.
AUGUGUUUCAGAGAGUAUUUGACUAAUAAUGUUUGUGUGGUAAUAGGGAAAACAGAGCUUGAGUUGCCAGAUACCCGCAAGAGGAUGGGAGACAAGGCAGCAUUUGUUAAUGUUUACCCCUUUAUAUGGAACCAAUUUGCUAAGAGCGGCUAUGUAACAGCAUACUUGGAGGACACACCUUCAAAUGGGAUCUGGACAUAUCGUUUGAAAGGGUUUGACACCCAACCAACAGAUCAUUAUAUGAGGACAUUUUUUGUAGAAGCUGAGAGUGAUCUAAAGAAGCACAAACCGUAUUGCAUAGGAUCAUUACCUAGGCACAAGAUAAUGCUUGACUACGCAAAAAAUGUAUUUAUGGUUUACAAGGAUAGGCCUAAGUUUGUGUUUGGAUUCCAUGGAGAGAUCUCCCAUGACAACUAUAACUUGGUGGGGGCUGCGGAUCAGGACUUGCUCGAAUGGCUGCAAUGGUUCAACAACAGCGGACACCUCAACAACACCCUACUGAUCAUCAUGUCAGAUCAUGGGCACAGAUUUGCAGAGAUUCGGAAUACACAACAGGGAAAACUGGAGGAGCGAUUGCCGUGGUUCUCAUUCGUUCUGCCACCCUGGAUGGCUCAGACUCACCCACGGGCAGUGGCCAACUUGCGACUGAACACUAACAGACUCACCACCCCUUUCGACAUCUAUCCUACACUUGUCAGCGUACUACACUUUGACGGUGGAGGGAUGGGGGAUCUCUCCCAUCGUUCCAUCAGUCUAUUCAAAGAGGUGCCAAUGGAGCGCACAUGUGCUGAUGCAUUCAUCGAACCUCACUGGUGUGCUUGUCUGGACUGGGAGAGAGUGGACCCCCAAAGCCAUCUAGUACACAGGGCAGCAACUACAUUUGUUGACUUCAUCAACAAGUACAAUGCCAAACACUCAUCACUGUGCUCAGUGUUGAGUCUAGAGGCAGUAUUGUGGGCUGCUAGACUAGUACCCAGUCGAGCCUUGCGCAGGUUCAAAGAUGCUGCAGACUUGGAUGGGUUUGUGCCUAACUUCUCCAGUAACACUCCUGUUACUAUGGAGACCUACCAGCUCAAAGUGAUUGUCCAGCCUGGAGGAGCUAUCUUCGAAGUAUCGCUCAUCCAUCAUCUCAAGGAGGACACGUUCACUGUUCGGAUAGAAGAUGUAAGCCGAAUAAAUAUGUAUGGGUCUGCUGCAGCAUGUAUAGAGCAGACCCAAGAGCAGCUACGCAAGUUCUGUCAUUGUAAAACGAAAGCUUGAUGAGAGAUGCACUUUACCCAAGCCCAAAUAAUGAAGCACUGAUUUAUCUUUCAUAUUCAAGGGAACAUUGGAAAAUAAUAUAAAAGACUGUGUAGGAAUAUAUUAAUGAACUAUGAAAGUACUAUUUUAUCACAGUGAAUGUUCACCUUUACCUUAACAAGUAAUAUAAUUUUUAAAUGGUUCCACUAAUUUAUUUAUACUAGUCAUAAAUUGUAUGAUUUAUGUGUGCUUCCAUAUUUAGUUUUGAUAAUGUUUAUAAAGUUGUUAAUGUGUAAAAAAUUUUUGUUUCUCUUAAGAGUUAAAAAUUAAUAUUUGUAUUUUUACAAAACAAAUCAGGUUGUGAUUUUGCACACUUAAAAACACAAAUGAGGUGCUCUAUACUGAAUCUACUGAAAUUCUACAGAUAAACAAUUUUAUCCCCUACAACAAUUAUUUAUACAAGGGAGUGUCUGUGAAUAGAGAAUAGAUUAGUUAUAAAUACAACUUAACAUUAACCAAUCA